Orycteropus afer afer is the source of this 1773-nucleotide messenger RNA. RefSeq names its product zinc finger protein 496 (gene ZNF496). The record is from RefSeq and is a predicted model, not a curated record. Gene Ontology annotation, molecular function: DNA-binding transcription factor activity, RNA polymerase II-specific; RNA polymerase II cis-regulatory region sequence-specific DNA binding. Gene Ontology annotation, biological process: regulation of transcription by RNA polymerase II. The transcript is spliced from 7 exons. Bases 1 to 1773 code for a protein of 590 amino acids. NCBI's taxonomy places the organism in Eukaryota, Metazoa, Chordata, Mammalia, Tubulidentata, Orycteropodidae.
AUGCCCACAGCCCUGUGCCCCCGAGUCUUGGCUCCGAAGGAAAGUGAGGAGCCCAGGAAAAUGAGGAGCCCACCUGGAGAGAAACCUAGCCCCCAAGGAGAGCUCCCCAGUCCAGAGUCCUCCCGCCGCCUCUUCCGCCGCUUCCGCUACCAGGAGGCGGCGGGUCCCCGGGAGGCCCUGCACCGCCUCUGGGACCUGUGCCGAGGCUGGCUGCGGCCUGAGAGGCACACCAAGGAGCAGAUCUUGGAGCUGCUGGUGCUGGAACAGUUCUUGGCCAUCCUGCCUCGGGAGAUCCAGAGCUGGGUGCGGGCCCAAGAACCCGAGAAUGGCGAGCAGGCUGUAGCUGCAGUGGAGACACUGGAGCGGGAGCCGGGGAGACCCUGGCAGUGGCUUAAACACUGUGAAGACCCCGUGGUGAUCGAUGAUGGGGAUGGCCAUCCAGACCAGGAGCAGGAUCGACUGCCCACAGAGCCCCAGGGUGACCUUGCAAAGAGCCAGGAUACCCAGCCCAUACCCCUUGCGGAAGAUACUGGACUCCCAAGCCGAUCACCAGGGCAGCUCAGCGGAGACCCAGUUUCACAAGACCCUUCCCUUCUUCAGGAAGAGAGUUUGAGGGACACACAGCAGGUGACUGCCUUUCAGCUGCCUCCGAACCGGGUUUCUCCGUUCAAGGACAUGAUCUUCUGCUUCUCUGAAGAGGACUGGUCUCUUCUAGACCCAGCCCAGACUGGCUUCUAUGGCGAAUUCAUCAUAGGGGAGGAUUGUGGGGUCUCACUGCCUCCAAAUGACCCAGCCGCCCAGCCAGAUCUCAUUCAGGGAGAGAAUGAGCCACAGGUUCCAGAGCUGCAGGACCUCCAAGGGAAAGAUAUGCCCCAAGUCUCCUACCUGGACUUUCAGAGUCUCCAGCCAUUCCAGAUAGAAGAAAGAAGAAAAAAUGAGCUGCAGGUGUCAGAAUUCCAGACCUGCCAGCAGGUGGCGCUUUCUCAAAGCACCUACCCAGCGGAUGGCAGUGUGCUAUCCCCAGAGAAUGGCCUCGACGAGGAGGUGUCCAUUGAGAUCGUCCUGUCCAGCUCGGGGGACGAGGACUCCCAGCACAGCCCAUACUGUCCUGACGAGCCUCGAGGUUCCACAGAGAAGCAGCAUGUCCUUCCCACCACCCACAGGAGCAGCUCCGUGGACUUCACAGACGUGGGGAGUGAGGGCCAGGCUUCCUCCAAGAAGUCCUACAUCUGUCCCAACUGUGGAAAGAUCUUCCGCUGGAGAGUGAACUUCAUCAGGCACCUGCGGAGCCGCAAGGAGCAGGAGCAGCCCUAUGCGUGCUCAGUCUGCGGGGAGGUGUUCAGUGACAGUGAGGACCUGGACGGGCACCUGGAGACCCAUGAGACCCAGAAGCCUUACACAUGCAGUGCCUGCGGGAAGAGCUUUCGCCUCAACUCCCACCUGCUCUCUCACAUGCGGAUACACCUCCAACCAGACAGACUUGAGCCCACAGAGGAAAAAGAGGCAGGGCCUUCAGAACACAAGGAUAGCAGCCCCAACUCCCUGCUAGAAAAGAGCAAGGGCAAGUUGAGCUUCAAAUGCUGUGACUGUGGGAAGGUUUUCCAGCGGCAUGACCACCUGGCUCGGCAUAGGAGCAGCAGCCACACAAAGGACAAGGCCAGCACCUUUCAGUGUCGGUACUGUGUUAAAAGUUUCCUGCAAAAUUACGACCUCAUCCGCCACGAGCGGUUGCACAUGAAGCGGCGCUCUAAGCAGGCUUUGAACUCCUACUAA